AUGAGCGGUCGCGAGGUCAGCCCGGCCGAGAGGUUCGAGGACGAGAAGCGGAGGAUUAUCGACAGCUGUUUCACCAAGCGGGAUGAGGAUGGUGCUUACCUCGAGACGUACAUAACCCACAUCAAAAUCACAGAAUACCAGAACUCGCCGACCGCCCCGCCACCCCCCUCUGCCCGAACCCCCCAGUACGAAAAGCCCCGGGUGAUCAUCGUCGCGGUGCGCCAGUCCGGCCGCGUGCGCAUCCACAAGUCGAAGCAGAACACCAACGGCACCUUCUCCAUCGGCAAGUCGUGGUUCCUCGACGACCUGACCGCGAUCGAGUCUUUCACCAGCCCCACGGCCGACGCUAACAGCGCGCAAUGGGCCGGGAACGUGGGGUUUGUGGUGACUCUGGGGAAGCCGUACUACUGGCAGGCGCAGUCGGAUAAAGAGAAGAAGUUUUUCAUCGCGAGCAUCCUCAAGAUCUACAACAAGUACACCGGAGGGCGCUCGCCGACGCUGACGGGGUUUGAGCAGACGGAGCUGGAGCAGGUUCUGGGAGGGGCUCAGGUGCAGCAGCGACGACAGGAUAGACCACCACCGCCGAGAGCGGGCGGGCCGUUACUCGAGCCGACGGCCAAGUCCUCCAACGCCUCGCUGGCCUCUGGGUACAACACCCCGCUGAACGCCCAGGGUACACCGUCGCUGCAAGGAACCCCUCCGUCACUAGCACCCGGGUUUCAAGAACGCAAACCGUCGCGUAGCCCGCUGGUACCAGCGAACGGGGCCGCAACGACGGGAGGAGCGUCUUCCCCCGCGCAGAGCAUCGACUCAGGCCGGCCGUCGCAGGACCACCAGUCGUUGCGUCGACUGGCGUCGGGGAACAAGAGCCAGGACUCAGUGGCCGCGUCGUCGAUUGCUGCGAGGAGCGAGGAUGCGAUUAGUUUACGACCGAGCACGCGCAAUGGCGGCGGCCCGGUGAAUGGGUCGGCAUCGUAUGGGAACCUCGAGGCAUCGCCCGGUCCGGCUUCGUCAGCGCUGUCGGCUGCGUCGUCGGUCACGCCAGCCGACGAGAAGAACCCGCCGCCCGAGCGGAAACGGCCCCCGAUGGAUCCCAUGCGUCCGUUGCAGGUGGACAAGAAUUUGAUUCCCGCGCCGCUGAUGAGUCCUGGCAUGCGCCGGGAACCGAUGGUGCCGCCGCGGAAUGUGGAGAGGAUGGCGUCAUCAAGGAAAGGGUCGUUUAGUAGUAGUCGCGGAGGUGCACCUCCGUCGAGGGAUGGGCCACCGCCUUCGAGAGAUGGACCUCCCCCCUCUAGGGACGGACUGCCGCCGUCGAGAGACGGGUUAGUCGCCUCGGCGACGCCGAAGAACCCCGCCCGGUCGGCUAGUCCCGCAGCGGCGUCAAUACCACCUUCGCUUCCCCCGACUUCGGCUAUUCCCCCGAUUCCCGUACCAACUCCACCAACCGAUAACACCCCGCCCCGACCCCCCUCAGAACCACAAGAGGAGACAACAAAACCCGGGCUGUCAGCGAUGAUGAAGAAGAAAUCCAAGGGAGAAAUCGCAGGUGCCUUUUGGAAGGCAGCCAACGCGGCCAGUGCGUUCAAGCCCCGACCGGGCGGUGCAGCCGAACGUCUGCGGCAGAAACAGAACGAGGUGGCGAGCGAAGGGCCGGAUGGGAUCACCAGCGUUAUCCCGGCGCCGCCCAAGCCGGUGCAGAAACCCCCGACUGCGCCUGAGCCUGUGACGCCUGUGGAACCGCCGCCUAGAGCGGCGGAUAGGGGGAUUCCGGAGGUGAAGAUCACUGAGUCUGGGCCUACGUCCGCUGCGGGUGCGGGUGGACUGAACGGGAGUAAACCGUCAAUUCAAGAUCUGAAAAAGCAGAAUAAAAAGGACGAGCUAGACGCCGACGGUGACGGCCCCGACGGUGGUGCCCCCCGCCGCUCCAUCAUAACCGGCAACGACAUGAAGUACCUCGCGACCCUCGGUAUCGACGCCUCGUCCCUACUCGACAGCCAAACCAACGAAUUCGCCAAGUGGCUGGACUAUUUCGGGUGGGUGCCCGGCGAAGCGAUGCGUGGACGGCACUUUGAUGAGAUGAGGGUUGAUCUGGACCGGGAACUGAGUAAAGCGCAGGCGGGCGGGUGGUUGGCGCGGUUUCAGGAGGAGGAUGAGAGGGUGGAGGCGAUUAAGAGGGGGAUUGAUGUCGCGGUGGAGGAGUGUGAGGAGUUGGAUAAUUUGUUGACUUUGUAUAGUGUGGAGUUGUCUACCCUCGCGGACGACAUCGCCUACAUCGAAGCCCAAGGCCAAGGCCUACAAGUACAAGCCGCCAACCAGAAACUGCUGCGCAAGGAACUCGAGUCACUGCUGGAAACGUGUGCCAUCAGUGAGGCUGACCUCGGCGCGCUCAAGUCGGCGCCGCUGGAGACGGCCACGGGCGUCGAGGAGAUUGAAAUGUCGCUUGUCACGCUGUUUAAGGCGAUGACUAAGAUGGAUCCGACGCUGGGGGGCAGUGGGAAUGGGAAUGGUCUUGGGACUGGGGAAGGUGAAGGUACCGGUAACGGGACUGCGCGCAAGAGCGAGGACCACCUCGGCCUGGACAGCGACUACGGACAGAUGCGCAUCGUGCAGGAAAAGAAAGAGAUGUAUCUCGCCGAGAGCGCGCAGUUCAUGCGGCGGCUGGUCAUCUUCAUGGAGCGGCAGUUCUCCGAGGCCUUCCGGGCCACCAAGGCCGCGCUUGACGGUGCGCUGUCUAAAAAGGCCGACGCCCGCAACCACGAGCCUGGUCGCGACCUGCUGUGGAUGUAUAGUCCGCUGGUGCUGUACGCCCGCGAUGUUGACUUGGACAACUGGAAUCGGAUCUUGCAGAUCUACCAGGACAAGUGUCAUCCGAUUUAUAAGACUGAGUUCAAGGACGCCACGGAGGCAUGGAAGCGCGGGGUACGGAAGCCGGCGACCGUGGCGGAGGAGGGGGCCGAGUUGUUGUUUACUGCGCAGGCGGAGAAGAAGGAGGAGGGGCUGGCGACGACGGCGCGCAAGUUGACCGUCAAGCGCAGCCAGACGCUGGCUCGCAGUCUGCGGUCGCCUUUGGGUGAUUCCAGCAGUAGCAAUGCUACAGAGAGUAACAACAAAGCCCACGACGGCCGGCCGCUGCCGUACGAGGUGUUUGCCGGCGUGCUGGACGACCUGUUGCCGCUGGUGGAAAUGGAACAGAACUUUGUCGUCGACUUCUUCCACGCCACCACCCUCGAACAGUCCGACUUCCCGGACCUCGUCGUGGCCUCGCGUCCGCAUGAUCGCCGCGGCGGUGACCUCAAACGACACCGCCUGAUGGAACCCGACCGCGAGCUAGCCAGGCGCGUGACCAAAGCCAUGGAGUCCAUUUUCCUGUUUCUCGAAGCCAACCUGCAGCGGCUGAUGGAAUGGGCGUUGGCCAUGGAUCCGCUGCAGGGCGUGGGGGUGCUAGCGACCCUCGAACGCAAAAUGGCCGAGAUGAGCCAGUCGAACCAGGAUUUCCUGAAUAACGUGCUCGCCAAACUCCACGGCCACCUGGAGACGCGGUUCCGCAAGUUUGUCGACGACCAGGUGCGCGCCAUUGAGGAAACCAAAGUCAAGAUCAAAAAACGCAAGGGCGUCAUCCACUUCAUCCGCAUCUUCCCCAACUUCAGCGCUGCUGUCGAAAACAUGCUUGCCUCCAUCGACCCGUCUCUCCCCGUCCGCCGCAUGGUCGACCGCGAAUACGACCGUUUAUUGAAGAGUAUGUUCGACUCCCUCCGCGUCAUCGCCCGGGAAAACCCCGCCCUCGGCGGCCUCACCGCACCCACCACCACUUCCACCACCACCAGCACCAGCACCUUCAGCACCCUCACCAGCCACAUUCCCAUGGGCGCCAACAGCAGCUCCACCGACCCGGAAGACAAAGAAGCCCUCAACUUCCACAUCCUCCUCAUCGAAAACAUGAACCACUUCCUCGAAGAAACACCUAACCCCCACCGUCUCGAGGUCCUCGAUGACUGGCGGGAGACGGCCCAAAGGCAGUUGGCCGAACAUACCAGUUUGUAUCUGCAUGCUGUUAUGCGGAGGCCGCUGGGGAAACUACUUGAACACCUCGAGAAUAUCGAGGCGCAGUUGUCACAGGGCACUGCUGGGGGGAAACCGGGGAGCGCGAGUGCGAUUGCGGCGCAACCGAGUAAUUCGAAGGCGGUGUUUAAUAAAGUGCUAGGCGGGUAUGACGGACGGGAAGUGAGGAAGGGGAUUGAGGCGUUACGAAAAAGGGUGGAGAAGCAUUUUGGUGAUGAAGAGGAAGAUGCUGCUGGUCGGAAGGUCCCUGGGCUGCCUGGGUCUGGGUCAGGCGUCGGCGGCAGUGGCGCUGGAGGUAGUGGGAGUGGUGGGGGCGGGGGUAAUAGCAGUUUGGUGAACAGGAUUACGAGAGAGUGUGAAAAGUUUUAUGCUGAUGUGGAGAUGCGCGUGGGGAGGGUCACGACGGAUGUGUAUGGGGGGGAUGUUUUGUUUGAGUGGCCGAGGGCGGAGGUGAGGGCGGCUUUUGCGGGGAGGUGA
Messenger RNA from Dichotomopilus funicola, 4536 nucleotides. Its product is annotated as exocyst complex component Sec3-domain-containing protein. NCBI's taxonomy places the organism in Eukaryota, Fungi, Ascomycota, Sordariomycetes, Sordariales, Chaetomiaceae. Gene Ontology annotation, cellular component: exocyst; plasma membrane. Bases 1 to 4536 code for a protein of 1511 amino acids. Gene Ontology annotation, biological process: Golgi to plasma membrane transport; exocytosis. Gene Ontology annotation, molecular function: phosphatidylinositol-4,5-bisphosphate binding. The transcript has 4 exons. The record is from RefSeq and is a predicted model, not a curated record.